Austrofundulus limnaeus is the source of this 1365-nucleotide messenger RNA. RefSeq names its product tripartite motif containing 44 (gene trim44). The record is from RefSeq and is a predicted model, not a curated record. Gene Ontology annotation, molecular function: zinc ion binding. Lineage: Eukaryota; Metazoa; Chordata; Actinopteri; Cyprinodontiformes; Rivulidae.
AGAAGAAAAAAAGACAAGCAGCAGCUGAUAAUAAUAAGGAAGUAAAUGUUGGACUGGAUUUUAGAGCCCCGCUUUUGUUGUUAAGAGAAAGCAUAAAGCCGACGGCUUCGUAUUAAAAGUGAAACAACAACGACGCUGCUACGGAAGUUAGCCGUCAAGCUAAUUCUCCACAGACUCCACAAUAGAUCACCAAACAAACCCCGCUCACAGACAAAAAGAAGUAGAAGAAGACACGGACGAGAUUAUUUUGACUCCCACACCGUUUCAGCCAGCAUGGAUCAUCAGGACCAACCUCUGGAAGGAGCCAUGGAUCUGAGACAAGAGGACCUGCCACAGAUGGACGGCUCCUGUGAUGCGUGUGAGCCUGACGAGGCCCAGCCGGCGACACACGUGUGCCACACCUGCAGCUUCGCCUUCUGCCCCGUCCACGCUGGCAAACACGCCGGGAGAACACGUCACACGUUGACGCCUUACAAGCACGAAGAGACACAGGCCAACGGCCCGCACGCAGACAGAGACUCCAGAAAUGGAGGGGAAGCUGAGAACGAACCUGGAGGGAAUCGAGCAGUUGUAAUGGAUCAGGAAGUGGCACCUCCGGCUAACGGUGGUCAGUGUGAAGAUGCUGAAAAUGCUCGUAAGUGUUCACCUCAGGAAGCCGAGGCCUGCGAAGGGGCUGAGAACGCAGAAGCGGGACCAGAGGCCGUGGGCGGCGAGGAGGCCGGGAAGAGGGACACGGUGACAGUGGAAAGGCUUCGUUGCAAGGAGCACGGGGAGGAAGGCUCUCUGUAUUGUAAACCUGACGAACAAAUAAUCUGCGUGGUGUGUGCUGUGCAGGGUGAGCACAGGGAGCAUGAGAUCAUAACUCUGCACGAGGCCUAUGUGUGGCAGAAGAGCAGGCAGGGUUGUGACCUCCUUGGCUAUACACAGCAGAUGGCUGAACGGAUCAAAACCAAGUGGACCAACCCUGAGAUGUCGACAGAGGAACUAGAAGAAUAUGUGAACAGUCAGUUUGAUGAGCUCCGCAGACUGGUUCUUUUGGAGGAGAGGCGAACCCUUCACUUGGUCGACCUCAAAGAAGCUUUUCUUACGGCGUCUGCUGCUGAAAAAAUUGCKGAGAUCACGGCUGAAACCGAAAAGCUGCAGGAGGAGAUGGACAGCAUCACGCACCAGCUGUGCCUGCUGGAACAGGCCGAGACCAUUGGACCUGCUGUUGCAGCAGAGGUCCUUGCUGCAGUUCCUGGACCUUCCCACAGAUUGCUGAACAACAUGGAAGCCAGGUUGAGGCUGCCAGAGCCAAGGGCAAACCCCUUGGACCCACGAGACCUGGAGGACAAUGAUUCUGGACCGUCCAUGGACCACGCCCCC